Molecule: messenger RNA, 8756 nt
Organism: Microcebus murinus (gray mouse lemur)
Lineage: Eukaryota; Metazoa; Chordata; Mammalia; Primates; Cheirogaleidae
Source: RefSeq, a predicted model, not a curated record
CUAGUUAGCCAAAGUGUGUCUCUAUAAAAGCACACAAGACUCAAGCAAGUUGAAAGACAGUUGGAAGAUUAAAUAAUCUAUUUAGUGUAGGAUGGUCAAGUAGCUAUAAGUGAAAGGAAAUAUUGCUGAAGAAAGUGAGAAAUAGAUAGCGGAAUGGCUAUCAAGAUGACCUCAAACUAUUUUUAGAUAUUUUAGCUUGCAUGAAAAAUCUUGAUUUUUUUUAUAUCUAUUGUAUAAAGUUCAUUUACUGCCACAGAUUUUUAAAUAGGAUUGUUGUAAAGAGUAAUUGAGAUGUAUUAACACAGUGCCUGGUCCAUGAUAAGUAUUACAUUUUUGAAUUAUACUCAGUAACUGAUAUAAUGUAGCAGAAAAGGCUCUAGAGUCAGACAGACCUGAAUUUGAAUCUUGGAUCUGUAUGUAACUUAUAUGCUAUGACUUUGGGCAAUUUAGGGAAAGAGCCUAGCACAGUACCUGAGACCUAAGUAGGCUUUCUGUAAAUGUUUGGGACCUUUGUCCCCAUUGUUCCCCAUUGUAAGGAGAGAUUGGGCAUAGAUUACUCCACACUAGAAAUAACAGUCCAUUUGAUUUGGCCUUCAACGUGGAGUACUGAGUCUUUUUCUAAAAGUGCUAAUAAAGCCGGUCUUCAUUAGAAUUGUAGUCAGAUAAAUCAGCAGAACAACUUAUUUCAAAAUUUGAAGAAACAAGACAAAAGAGAACUUUUUGAAUAAUAUAACUGAUGAAGAUUUAGCAAUUAGCAGUUGAAAAUCUUUUACUUUAUCAUUUAUCCCUUAACUAUAGUCUAUCUUUGAGGAGAAAGGAUUAGAGAAUUUGACAUAGGUAAAAGCAAAGAGGUUCUGAAGAAUUAAAUUAUUAUUGUUUUCUUUUCAAUAAAUCACACUGUUGUAUUCAUUUGUUUGGCAUGUGUUUGCACACAUGUGUUUCCUAGGUUAGGCAUUUAGGAAAAACAUAUGUUAUGAAAGAUGGCAUAAACACAAAAAUAGUUUAUUAAAAUGUAUUUGUUGAAUUGGUAUUUCACUUUUCAUUAAAACCUACUCUUUCCUAUGUAGGUUUUCCUAAGCCCCACUUGUCAGUCAGAAUCAUCAUAGCAUUUAUUAAUAGAUAGAUGCACAGGCAUUCCUCCUUUCGUCUCAGAAGUUUAAUUGAUAAACUGCCAUCACAUGCUUCCUUUCUGCCCAGAACCUUUCAAUCCAUCCUAUUUUUGAAUCUAAAUGACUCAUAUGUAUCCUGUCAAAAACGUUUAUUGCCACUUAGAACACGUCAUCCAUUGAUCAAUUUCACAACCACUCUCAAAAACUUGGUAAAGAAUUUAUGUAUUAGAUGUCCUUACUAUCAUGUGUAAUAGAUACUGAACUUCAUAAAAAUACCUUCUACAAUGGUACAAAUCACUUGAUUGCUAUAGUUGAGUUGAAUUCCACAUCACAAUUUUCUAAUAGGUCCUUACUGAUGGCCUCCUUAGGUAAGUUUUCUCAGUGCCAGGUCUGGAAAGCCUGGGUUUCAAUUCAACUCUGCCACAUAUUAACUAUGAGACCUUGGUAACCUCUGUCGCUGAGCUUUAGUAUUUUCAAGAGUAAAACGAUAAUAAUAGUACUUCACAGGGUUGUAGUAAAGAUUGAAAUAAUGUUUUAAUACAGUGCCUGGUCCAUGAUGAGUGUUAAAUGUAGAAAGGUUAGAAAAUGGUAAGCUCAUUAAUUGAAGUUGAUCCAGAAAAUACUUUCUUAGGCUAAGGAAGUUUUAAUCUUGCUGCAAAAAGUAUAUGCUGUGUUAACCUAUUUACACACCUUCUGAACUAAUUACUAAAACUCCUAAGACUUUCAUAAUUUACAGCAAAAAAAUAAGCUGCUUGGGGUAGGGAGUGGGAGGCAAUGUGGAGAAUGCUGAAUAAGAGAUAAAUUCUUUAAUCUCUUUUCUGGUUUGGCAUUCAUUUCAAGGAAACAUUGAUCCAAGAUACCUCAAUGUAGCUGCUUCUCCAUGGUAAACAGAUUUUCUUUCAGUUGUUAAAAUGAUAGCAAAGGUUGAAUGUUAACAAGGAUUGACUUUAAAGCCCAGGUUGCUCUGUAUAAAGCAAAAGUAUCUAUUGGAACUUAUUUAUAUAAUGAAACAAAGUGCUGGCAUUUAUUAAGACUGGCUCUGUCCCUAUAGGUGUUUAAUUAUAUGAGGUAUGAUUCUAAUAAUAAGACUGAUUUCCACAACUCACUAUUAAAGUCACUCAACAAACAUAAUUUAAAUGAACCUCUUUUUUUCCUCAAGACAACUGUUUUACAACAUUUUGAAGCACAUAGUAAAUUUAACUAUCAGGCAAAGCUUUGAGAACAUUUGCUUGUUUUUUAAUUAGAUUUUUUUAAUUCGAAUUUUAAAUAUGUGCCCCUAAAUGUUCGUUGCGGUUGUGAUAUAUAUAAGAUCACCUAGAAAACGUGAUUUAAGCUGUUAGAAAAUAUUCCACCCUCUUAAAACACAUUUUCCCAGUUUAUCACAUUUGAUGAAGAAAACUCAAAUCUAGUGCCAUGUUGGAUUUCAGGUUUUCUAUGGGAUAAAUUUGGCCAGAAGUAUGCACUUGACUAGUUAGAAAAGAUAGGUAUGUAAUUCUUCAAACAAAAAUUUACCUCACAAAAAUCUCUGAAGAUGAGUACUGAAUUCAUUAUAACUGGUAAAUGUCAUAGUCCUGGUACAAACUGUAAUCAUUAUUGACUAAAGUUAGGUGUUUGCUUACUCUGGAGACAGUUCUAUGAUAACUAAUCACCUGCCAACUAUUGUCUAAUUUCAAACACCCUCCACGUGGUCAAGGAAAGAAUUGUGUAAGCUACUUUGGAGGUCAUAUAUCCCUGACCCUUGCCCCACAUGUCAGGACAAGAGAACUGGAAACUGAGCUUGUCCUUUAAUGAGCAGGAGGCCACUGAGAUUGGUGGGGGAGGGGAGGGCAGUGCCAACCAAUCAGAAGCAAAGUCAGUGCCCGUGAAACAAUGAGCUUCUGCUGAGGGUGUGGCCUGGAAAACGGCUUUUAGCCAAAACUGUCAUUUUAUGGAUCAGUUAUAGACAGACAUGGCAGUUCUGCCGUCUGCAGAAUAAUGACACCCAGGCCCCUUUCUGGUUUUCUGCACUCCUAAAAAAUCCAGACUCUGACUUUUCUUCAGUCUUGAAGGAAGAGGAGAAGAUCUAUUUGGGGACUGCUUCCUGCCACCAUAAAAUACUGAACACUAGCCUUGAACAUGAGCGAACUGAAAGAAGAAUUACGGGACCGGGCCAUCAUCAAAAUAGCAGCGCAUUUACCGGACCUCAUUGUCUAUGGAAAUAUCUCCCCAACGCGGCCCUCUAUGGAUUAUUUUGAUGGAGUCCUGAUGUUUGUUGAUAUUUCAGGUUUUACCGCGAUGACUGAGAAGUUCAGCACAGCCAUGUACAUGGACCGAGGGGCUGAGCAGUUGGUGGAGAUCCUCAACUACUACCUAAGUGCAAUUGUGGAGAAAGUGUUGAUUUAUGGAGGAGACAUCCUAAAAUUUGCAGGUGACGCACUGCUAGCCCUGUGGAAGGUGGAGCGAAAGCAGCUGAAAAACAUUAUCACGGUGGUAAUUAAAUGUAGCCAGGAGAUCCAUGGAUUAUUUGAGACGCAGGAAUCUGAAGAAGGCCUAGAUGUCCAAGUUAAGAUAGGACUGGCUGCCGGCCACAUCAGCAUGUUGGUCUUUGGAGAUGAAACACGCAGCUACUUUCUGGUGGCUGGUCAGACGGUGGAUGAUGUGCGCCGUGCACAGAACAUGGCACAGAUGAACGAUGUCAUCUUGUCACCAAACUGCUGGCAGCUCUGUGACCGGAGCAUGGUUGAAAUUGAGAGGAUUCCAGAUCAGAGAGCAGUUAAGGUUAACUUCUUAAAACCACCUCCUACUUUUAACUUCGAAGAAUUUUUCGCCAAGUGUAUGACUUUCAUGAAUUAUUAUCCUUCUGGUGACAACAAAAACCUCCUGAGGCUUGCGUGCAUGCUGAAGUCUGACCCCGAAAUGGAAUUGUCCCUACAAAAGUAUGUGAUGGAAAGCAUUUGGAAGCAGAUUGAUGACAAACAGCUUCUGGGCUACUUGUCUGAACUUCGCCCAGUAACGAUCAUGUUUGUGAACCUGGUGUUUAAAGACCAAAACAAAGCAGAAGUCAUAGCUUCGGCCAUCCAGGAUGCCUGCUUGCAUGUCACUUCCGUCCUGAAGGCCUUCCGAGGCCAAAUCAACAAAGUCUUCAUGUUUGACAAGGGCUGCUCCUUCCUCUGUGUCUUUGGUUUCCCGGGCGAGAAGGCGCCGGAUGAGGUCACUCAUGCUCUGGAAAGCGCCGUGGAUAUAUUUGACUUCUGCUCUCAGGUCCAGAAAAUCCACACCGUGUCCAUCGGCGUCGCCAGCGGCAUUGUCUUCUGUGGGAUCGUGGGACACACCGUGAGACACGAGUACACAGUCAUUGGUCAAAAAGUCAACAUAGCUGCCAGGAUGAUGAUGUCCUACCCAGGAAUUGUGACCUGUGACUCUGUCACCUACAAUGGCAGCAACCUACCAGCCUACUUUUUUAAAGAGCUUCCAAAGAAAGUUAUGAAAGGUGUUGGAGAUUCUGGACCAUUCUAUCAGUGUUUGGGCCUUAAAGAGAAAGUCGUGUUUGGUAUGGCAUACCUCAUCUUCAAGAGAAAUGAGGGUUACCCCUUGCUGGGACGUGAAAAGGAAAUCCAAUACUUCAAGUGUACUAUGGAGGAAUUUUUGAUGUGUAACUGCAGCAGAGUCCUAAUGUACGAAGGAUUAUCAGGAUAUGGAAAAAGCCAGAUACUUAUGGAAAUUAAGUACCUGGCCCAAGGUGAGAACCACAGGACUAUUGCCAUUGCACUGACUAAGAUCAGCUUCUAUGAAACUUUUUAUACCAUCCAGUCCCUCAUGGCCAAUGUACUAGAUCUGGAUACUUGUAAACAUUAUAAAGAACGGCAGGCCAACCUCCAAAAUAAAGUCAAGACACUGUUGGAUGAAAAGUUUUACUGUCUUCUUAAUGACAUCUUUCAUGUCCAGUUCCCUAUUUCACGAGAGGUUUCCAGAAUGAACAACUCGAGAAAGCAAAAGCAAUUGGAAGCAUUGUUUAUGAAGAUCUUGGAGCAAACAGUGAAAGAGGAAAGGAUUAUUUUCAUCAUUGACGAGGCCCAGUUUGUGGAUUUGACCUCCUGGGCCUUUAUGGAGAAGCUGAUUCGGCAAGUCCCUAUCUUCAUCAUUAUGUCUCUGGCUCCCUUCCUCAGCAUCCCCUGUGCAGCAGCCCAUGCCAUACUGAAGAACAGGAAUACAACCUAUGUCACCCUCGGUGCCAUACAGCCGAAGGACAUCCACAACAAGGUCUGUCUAGACCUCAACGUGAGCAGCAUCCCCAAAGAACUGGACUUGUACCUGGUGGAGGGAAGCUGUGGGAUUCCAUAUUACUGUGAAGAAUUGCUAAAAAACCUCGACCACCACAAUGUUUUCAUUUUCCAACAAAUGGAGUCUGAGGAGAAGACGAAGGUGACCUGGAAUAACCUGUUCAAUUAUUUCACUAAGCCAACAGAGGAAUUGAAAACAUUUAGUUUCCCUGAUGAGGAGGGAAUGAAAGCAGUCUGUAACCUUGUAAGUGGUGUCAGACUGAAAAACCUGUCACCCCCAGCAUCAUUAAAAGAAAUCUCUCUGGUCCAGCUGGAUAGCAUGAGCCUUUCCUACCAAAUGUUGGUGAGAUGUGCAGCCAUCGUUGGCCUGACCUUCACUACAGAGCUGUUGUUUGAGAUUCUCCCUUGUUGGAACAUGAAGAUGAUGAUCAAGGCCCUGGCAAGCCUAGUGGAAUCUAACAUUUUUGAUUGUUUCCGGAGUGGCAAGGAUCUUCGAAUGGCCCUGAAACAAAACGUGGCCUCAUUUAAGGUGCAUUAUCGCUCCUUGUCUCUGAAGCCCAGUGAAGGGAUGGUUCAUGGUGAAGAUGACGAGCUUCAUGAACUGGAAAGUGAGGUGAUCGAGUGCCACAUCAUUCGGUUCUGUAGGCCUAUGAUGCAGAAGACAGCCUCUGAGCUGUGGCUCAAAGACCAAAAGAAAGCCAUGCACUUGAAAUGUGCCCGCUUCUUAGAAGACAAUGCCCACAAAUGUGACUACUGCGGAAACGGGGACUUCAUUCCCUAUCACCACUUCAUCGUGGACAUUCGGCUCAACACACUGGACAUGGAUACCAUUAAGAAGAUGGCCAGGUCCUGCGGCUUUGAAACUGAAGAAGACAUUACCUUUUCCAAAACAGAGUUUUAUAAGAGAUCUGAGUUGUUUCCGGAAAAUGCCAGUCCGGGACAAAUAAGAGAAAAGAUCUUGAAUUUCUUAGACAUUAUUAUAACAAAAAUGAGGACAUCUGAGGAAGACAUCAUCCCUCUGGAAUCUUGCCAGUGUGAGGAAACCCUAGAGAUUGUCAUUUUGCCUCUGGCCUACCAUUUUCUGGCUUUGGAAGAAAACAACAAAGCCUUAUAUUACUUCUUAGAAAUUGCAUCUGCUUAUCUCAUCUUGGGUGAUAACUAUAUGGCAUACAUAUAUUUGAAUGAGGGAGAGAGGCUGCUGAAAAUUCUCAAGAAGGAAAAAUCUUGGAAUCAGACGUUUGAGUCUGCCACCUUUUAUAGCCUCAAAGGUGAGGUCUGCUUCAAUAUGGGCCAGAUGGUGCUGGCCAAGAAAAUGCUGCGGAAGGCACUGAAGCUCCUCAACCGAGUCUUUCCUUACAGCUUAGUCUCCGUGUUUCUCCACACCCAUGUUGAGAAAAACAGACACUUUCACUAUUUGAAUCAGCAGGCCCAGGAGAGCGCCCCUCCACCCUUCAAAUUUCAGCUAGCAUUACCUGACAUGGGACAGGAAGAAGAGGCUCGGCAGAAACCCCCCGCCUUUUUUACCGGCAACACCCUGCUUCUGGCCUUCCCUGCGUGUGUCCGCGAUAAUUCUAACUUAAACUACUUUUUUCACUACAAGUAUUACGCCCUGGCACUUUGGACUGCAAUCGUGAAUUACCCGCAUUGGAACUCAAACUGCAGCCGCCACAUCUUCCAGGAACACAAGCCCGAAGCCACAUGGGCCCUCUUUUGCUCCUCAAACAGAAAUUUCAAUCCCACUUUGCACUGCAUGUCCUCUGCCUUUGAAGCGUCCAUCUACCUGACCCUGUACUGGCUGCUCCUUACCAGACACGAAGUAAUGUCCCUGGGCUCUCUGCUUUGGGUUCCACCUCAGUCUUGCCCCCUUCUCUCCUCUACUCUGCCUCUUCAGAUCAUUAAGGCUUACCUGGACUAUUCGCUGUACCACCACCUGGACGGCUACCCGGAUGUGUGGUUCAAAUAUGAAAUCCUGGCCAUGGAGCAGGUCUUCAACCUCCCCAUGAAAGGCGAGGGCAUUGAAAUCGUGGCAUACAUGGCCGAUACCCUGAGCUACAUCAAGCUCCUAAUGGGACACCUGGACCUGUCCAUUGAGUUAGCCUCCCGAGCCUGUAAGAUGUGGGUACGGCUCCGGAAUUACAACAAGUACUAUAUGGUCCUCUGCAGACUUAGUAAAUCUUUCUUCUUGAAAUGCAGGUACGAGCAGUUCGGUUACAUGCUUGUUGCAAUCCACGGGACCCUUUGGAUUUAUGAAGUAAUCAGAGACUACGCUCCCUGCAGUGGACAAUUCUACUGGGAAUGGAUAGCCUGAAAGAUGAUCACCCACUCAUGAGCAAAUUUCACCCAUUUCUCUCUUUUAGGCUUUGUUUAUAGACAAUUUGAAGAAUGUUUGGAUUUCAUAUCCCAAAAUGAAGACAACAGAAUCCUCAAGUUCCAAAGUGGACUCCUCCUGGCACUUUAUUCAUCUGUAGCUAUCUGGUAUGCUAGACUUCAGGAUUGGGACAAGUUUCACGUAUUUUUCAGUAGAGCUAAACAUCUGGUGCCAAGAAGAACUCCAACAAUUCUUUACUGCCAAGGAAUCUGCAGGUACAUGGAGGGGAAAGUUCUCUACCUUCAAAAACAAAUGGAAGAACAGAUUGAGAAUGCCCAGGAGAACGGCGUUGACAUGCUCAAGAACUUGGAGAGUCUGGUGGCCCAAAAUACCACUGGCCCUAUUUUUUACCCGAGGAUCUACCACCUGAUGGCCUAUGUCUGUAUACUGAUGGGAGACGGGCAUAACUGUGACUUCUUCCUGAACCAAGCCCUGCGGCUCUCUGAGACACAGGGGAAUGUGCUGGAGCAAAGCUGGCUGAGCAUGAGCAAAGAAUGGUGGUACUCAAGCGCUGAGUUCGUAGAGGCCCACUGGCCUCAAACAGUCCGCAGUCUCCCAUCGUGGGACAGAAUUCUAUCAGGCAAGGUAAACAUGCAGGAGGUUCAAAGAAACAAAUUCCUGAUGAGAGUUAAUAUCUUGGACAAUCCUUUCUAACAUUUCAUGAGAAGAACAAAGAUUUUAGCAAGAACCAAGCCUUUGCCGUUGUUGUUCUCCAUUAUUGACCUUUCUCUGUAGCCGGCCCUCCGGGCUCCUGCCGUUCUCUCUUCUGUUCCAGCCACAGAACCUGACAGGCUGGUUUCUCCUCUUUCUGGAGGGGUCAAGCAGGGUCAUGCUUUACUUUCCCCUAACUUUGCAAAAAGCGCCUUUCCCCCCUCAUGUUGUUUUAGCGUGACCUGUUUGUUUCGGCCCGUGCAAAAUUGUAUCGUAUGAGAAAACACGAAACGCGAGAUGGUGCAACGGCCUGUGUCGUGGCAGACGUGUUUCUAGUUAAUGUAUUAAACUGAAAGUGUUAUUUUUAAA